AUCAUGUCGGACGCCCCACCGCAGCCUGAAAAUGAGCAAGAAUGCAUGUGCACUCAAGAUAAAGUUCUUCAGUUUUUAAACAAAAUGGCUGAUGAAAGUGGAAUCAAAGAUUUGACGGACCCGGCUCUUGCAGAAUUUCUUUCCGAUAGUGAUGCGCUGAAAGAAAUUAGAGACUUGUUCCAUUAUCCGAAAGCCGGAACUCUUCCAGAUGCUGAUCCAAGCCUUGUUGAUCCAGAGAGUGAUAGCAUUUAUCUAUGCGGAAACUCACUCGGAUUGAUGCCAAAAGCAACCGGCGAAGUCAUGAAAGAUCAUUUGGACAAAUGGGCCAAAAUGGGAGUAUUCGGGCAUAUGUCUGGAGAAGUUCCAUGGGCUCAUUGUGAUGAGUACUGCUUAGAAGGUGUGGGACGUCUUGUUGGUGCCAAGAAAGAGGAAGUUUCCGUGUGCAAUAGUUUAACUGUUAAUAUCCACGUGCUCUUGACUUCCUUCUACAAACCCACGGAGACUCGUCAUAAAAUCCUUCUCGAAUCCAAAGCAUUCCCAUCCGAUCAUUAUGCAAUUGAAUCUCAGAUUCGUUUGAAGGGAAGAACUGUUCAGGACAGUAUGGUUUGUCUUGAACCACGAGAGGGAGAGGAAACUCUUCGCACAGAAGACAUCCUUGAUUAUAUUGAGAAAAAUGGAGAUGAGAUUGCAAUCGUGUUUUUCUCGGGAAUCCAGUACUAUACCGGACAGCUUUUUGACAUGAGGGCUAUUACUGAAGCGGGACAUCGAAAGGGAUGCUUUGUUGGCUUCGAUUUGGCCCAUGCUUUCGCAAACGUUCCCCUUCAUCUUCACUGGUGGGAUGUUGACUUUGCCUGUUGGUGCUCGUAUAAGUACGGAUGUACAGGAGCUGGAUCAAUUGGUGGUCUUUUUGUCCAUGAAAGAUUUUUGAAUGACCAACGGGAGCGUAUGUUGGGAUGGUGGAGUCAUAAAAUGUCAUCGAGAUUUGUCAUGGACAAUGUUCUCGACUUGGACGAGGGAGCUGCUGGUUACAGAAUCAGUAACCCUCCAAUUCAUACCGUCGCUGCUAUGCUGGGAAGUUUGAAGGUUUUCGAUCAAGUCUCACUUGAAAACCUUCGUAGUCGUUCAUGCUAUUUGACCGGGUACCUGGAGUACUUAGUGAAAACUUUGUUCGGUGAAAACUCUGAGCAAAGAACUACUAAGCUCUCAAUUUCUAUCAUCACUCCAGAAGAGUUCCAUCAGCGUGGUUGCCAACUUUCUCUGAAAUUCUCUUCUCCAAUCGACAUUAUUUAUCCUGAGCUUGUUAAACGCGGAUGUGCGGUUGACAAAAGAUACCCGAAUGUAAUCCGUGUCGCUCCAGUUCAUCUUUACAAUAACUACGUGGAUAUUCGCAGAUUCAUUUCCGUGCUCCAAGAAGUUGCUCAUAUUGUCGAAAGCGAAUAAUUCAAUUGGCUCGCAAUGUAGUAGAAUAAUGUUGAACGUAUUGUAUGAGUUUUAUAUGAAAAAAAUGAUCUGAAUGU
Molecule: messenger RNA, 1517 nt
Organism: Caenorhabditis elegans
Lineage: Eukaryota; Metazoa; Nematoda; Chromadorea; Rhabditida; Rhabditidae
Gene: kynu-1
Product: Kynureninase
Biological process (GO): L-tryptophan catabolic process; NAD+ biosynthetic process; 'de novo' NAD+ biosynthetic process from L-tryptophan
Cellular component (GO): cytoplasm
Molecular function (GO): kynureninase activity; pyridoxal phosphate binding
Source: RefSeq, marked reviewed